This is a messenger RNA of Fragaria vesca subsp. vesca, 2286 nucleotides long. RefSeq names its product probable LRR receptor-like serine/threonine-protein kinase At3g47570-like. Bases 1 to 2286 code for a protein of 761 amino acids. The record is from RefSeq and is a predicted model, not a curated record. Gene Ontology annotation, molecular function: protein binding. Lineage: Eukaryota; Viridiplantae; Streptophyta; Magnoliopsida; Rosales; Rosaceae. The transcript is spliced from 4 exons.
AUGGGAAGUGAGGUAUCCACAUACGGGGAUGUCUACAGCUUUGGCGUUCUCUUGUUAGAAAUGUUUACAGGAAAGAGACCCACUGAUCACAUGUUGAGUGACGGCUUGAAUCUUCAUAAUUAUGUGAAGGCAUCACUUCCUAAAUGUGUUUCAGAGAUUUCAAAAUCACUACUUCAGGAAGGCGGCACCAAUGUCACUAAAACUCACAUGCAUAGCCUAUUGAGUAUGAGAGCAGCUAAAACUGAAGAGUGCUUGACUGUGAUACUUGGACAAGUGCCAAACUUACGAAAUCUUUACAACCUUGAGUUUUUCACUGUGAGUGCUAAUAAUCUUGGAAGUGGUAGACAUGGUGACUUGAGUUUUGUCUCAGAGUUGAUCAAUGCCACACAGCUGACUCUGUUGGAGUUCAGCUACAACAAAUUUGGAGGAGCAUUUCCCACAUCAAUAUUCAAUCUCUCAACCAAUCUACUGAGUCUUGCAAUUGGAGGAAACUAUCUGCACGGAAGCAUCCCAACUGGUUUAGGAAAUCUUGUGAACCUGCAAACACUGGGUAUGGAAAACAGCAACUUCAGAGGUAGCAUCCCCACAGAUAAUGGGAAAGUUUCAGGGCUUGGUGAUAUUGAACUUCAUACCAACAAGUUUUCCGGGAGCAUUCCAUCUUCUUUUGGAAAUUUAACAUUGUUAACCACUCUUUACAUGUAUGGAAAUAAUCUCAUUGGCAGCAUCCCUUCAAGCCUAGGAGAAUGUCACAUGUUGCAACAGUUGGAUCUUUCUCAAAAUAGUUUAGAUGGCAGAAUACCUCAACCAUUACUUACUGGUCUCAUCUCUUUAUCAGUUUCUUUGAACUUGUCAACAAACCGCUUAAAUGGUUCCCUUCCAGUUGAGAUUGGAAAGUUGAAGGGUCUAGGUCAGCUGGACAUCUCUAACAACAUGUUAUCGGGAGAACUUCCUAGUAGCAUCGGUACUAGCCAGAGUUUAGAACUCCUACACUUGCAAGGAAACUACUUCAACGGGCACAUCCCUUCAUCCAUGCAAGAAUUGAAAGGGAUUCAAGAUAUAGAUCUUUAUCGCAACAAUUUCACUGGAGAUAUUCCACAAUUUCUUGAAAAUCUAAACUUGCAGCACCUGAACCUAUCAUUCAACCAACUUUGGGGAGCAUUACCAACUGGCGGUGUUUUUGAGAAUGCAAGUGCGACUUCAUUCAAUGAGUCUAAAGGAGAAGGGUUGUCUCGUAGAAUGGAACUAAUGAUCUCAUUAGUCUCCGGGUUCACUCUUUUGGGACUGGCUGUGGUGCUGUCUGUUUUUCUUCUUGGUAAGAAAAGGAAAGAAACUAAAUUAAGCGCUUUGGGGAACUCUGUUUUUCAAGUUUCAUAUGCUACGCUGCUGAAAGCUACGGAUGGUUUUUCUUCAGCUAAUUUGAUCGAUGUGGAUGCAUUUGGGUCUGUGUACAAAGGAAUUCUUUCUGAUGAUAAAGUUGUUGUCGCCGUGAAGGUGCUUAACAUGUUACACCGGGCAGCCUCUAAAAGUUUCAUGGCUGAAUGUGAGGCUUUGAGAAAUAUCAGGCAUCGAAAUCUUGUCAAGAUCUUAACUGCAUGUUCAAGUAUUGACUUCAACGGUAAUGAUUUCAAGGCUCUUGUUUACGAGUUCAUGGACAAUGGGAGCUUGGAGGAGUGGUUGCAUCCAUCUAACGGAACUGAAGAGGUAACAGAAGCACACAAAGUUUUGAGUCUUAAAAAGAGGCUGGACAUUGCCAUUGAUGUUGCUAGUGCAUUGGAGUAUCUUCACAACCAUUGCGAAACACCGAUCGUUCAUUGUGAUCUGAAGCCUAGUAAUGUUCUUUUGGAUAAUGAUCUUACUGGGCAUGUUUCGGACUUUGGGCUGGCAAGGUUUCUCGGAGAAACAACCGGGAGUGUUUCUGGAAAUCAAUCAAGCUCCAUCGGAAUUAGAGGAUCGGUUGGUUAUGCUGCACCAGAGUAUGGUAUGGGAAGUGAGGUCUCCAUAUAUGGGGAUGUCUACAGUUUUGGCAUUCUCUUGUUAGAAAUGUUUACGGAGAAGGAACCGACUGAUCACAUGUUCAGUGACGGCUUGAAUCUUCAUAAUUAUGUGAAGACUGCUCUCCCUGAACUUGUUCUAGAGAUUUCAGAAUCACUUAUACUUCAAGAAGGCGCCACCGAUGUCACCCAAGCUUACAGGCACAACCGAUUGAGUGUGACAGCGCAAAAAAUGGAAGAAUGCUUGACAUUGAUACUUGGUAUAGGGAUUGCUGAUGGGUCAGUCCCUCCUUAA